CGCAGCGCAGCAAACGAGAUACAAGAAAAUAAAUAAAAAAAAGAGCAGCACCCAACCAAAAAAACAAAGCGCGGCGCUUGCUUCUUCCGGGUUCCAGCCACCUUGGGAGCGGCGCGUGCGCUGUCAGGUGCUUGAACCAGAGACCCACAAUCUUGCAAUGCAGACACAUCAUCCAAAUAGCCAGUCUGCGAUACAGAUUCGUAAUCUCCCAGAAAAACAGCUUGGAGCGGUAAUCUUUGGUUGCAAGCCUGAAACAAUUGAAGAAUGCUUGACAAAACAGCUCUUUGGUCUGCCUUCAAUCCAUUAUUCAUAUGUGAAGCAUGUCAAACCUGGCAUGCCUUUGUUCCUGUUCAAUUAUAUUGACAGAAGGCUCCAUGGUCUUUUUGAGGCUGCAAGUCCUGGUCAGAUGUCUAUUGAUCCAUAUGCUUGGAGUAAUGAGGACUCAUUAAAGACACCUUUUCCUGCUCAGGUUCGUGUUUGCACAAAGAUUAAGUAUCCACCAAUGCUGGAGAGUCGAUACAAAACUGUGCUUAGUAAAAACUAUUAUGACCGUCACCUCUUCUAUUUUGAGCUGGACCAUGCACAGGCAAAAGCUUUAAUUUCUCUGUUCAAAUCUCUUGCUCCUGCUAAUUUCAAUCGAGUUCCAGCUGUUUCAAGCAAACAGAGUAUUGUCCUGUCUUUAUCACCGAGUAAAAGGAAGACACCAGCUCUUCCUGACCCAAAGAAAGUCAAAGCAAAAUCGAAGGAUAUCAAUCCAUUUAGCAUUUUAUCAAAUGCAAGUGAUGGUGUACUAGAUAACUGGGCUGAUUCUGAUGUGGAAAAUGCAAGCGUCCGUGAAAAUUCACGCAGUGACACUGAUGAUAAGGAAUCUGGGGAGCCAGUUUCUGAUUGGGAAGAUUUGGAUGAUAAUGUUCUUCAAAACCAAUUUAGUCCUCAUUCAAAUCCAGAUGAGGUUAGUCAAAAUUCCUCAUACAAAACAGUUUGCCAAGGAAUGGAGCUAGCUGAAUGGAGUCAUGCAGUCAGUGAUCCUGUGAAUGGAGAAAGACACAAUGUUGAGGAAGGCAUGCUUGUGAACUUACAUAAUGAGCAUACGGAUGCUGGCAGUGUUGGCAAAAUAGAUAGUGAGGUUCACAAUAACUCAGAUAGCAUUGAGCUACAGCAUGAAAGGCAGACUAUCCUGAAAAAGCUGAAAGAGUUGUCUUUUAUACGACAGCAGGCGGCACUAUCUUCCCAGGAUCCUGUUGAUCCAUGUUCAGAUCAAUGUGUACCAGAAGGGAAACCAGUCAAUGCAAACUUUUCCUGUGACACAUUUGGUGCUACCCUGGAAGAUACAAUCUCUCCUGAGGAACGCCAUAGAGAUUAUGCUGAGAUCAUCGCUGAUUUAGCCAAGAGGGCCGAGGCCUUGGAGAAAAAGCAGAAUAUGUCAGAUCAAGAUAUACUUUUCCUGAGGGAAGUGGUUAAAGACUCAGGAAGGAAAGUACAGCAACUGGAAUACCUUGUAGAUGAGUUACAAUUCAAAUUUGACUCUUCGCUGUCUCAUCUUGGAAGCAUGUGCGAUAAUCUAACCAAGCCAUCAAUAUUCCUGAUCGGUGGCUAUAAUAGCGUGACCUGGUUAUCAUCUCUUGAUUCUUUUUCUCCUGAGAAAGACAUACUGGUGGGUCUCACACCAAUGAGUUCUGCACGCUCAUAUGCAUCUGCUGCUGCAUUGGAUGGCCACAUAUUUGCUUUUGGUGGUGGAGAUGGCAUGUCAUGGUACAACACAGUCGAAUGCUAUAGUUCAAGGAAUAACGAGUGGACGGAAUGCCCCUCGUUGAACCGGAAGAAAGGAAGUCUCGCUGGUACCAGUCUUAAUAGCAAAAUAUAUGCUAUUGGUGGAGGAGAUGGAAAUGAAACUUAUUCAGAAGUUGAGGUGUUUGAUCCAUAUCUUGGGAAAUGGAUAUGUGGUCCAUCUAUGCUUGUCUCUCGAUUUGCUCUUGGUGCGACCGAAUUGAAUGGUACCAUCUAUGCAGCUGGCGGAUAUGAUGGAAGCAUGUACUUACAAUCAGCAGAAAGGUAUGACCAAAGGGAGGGCGUCUGGGUCCGGCUUCCAAGCAUGAAUACAAGGAGAGGAUGCCACACCCUAACUGUCCUUGGAGAAAGCCUAUACGCAAUGGGAGGAUACAAUGGAGACAAGAUGGUGUCUUGCGUCGAGAUCUAUGACCCUCGCCUCAAUGCCUGGAGGAUGGGUGAUCCCAUGAGCUCCCCAAGAGGAUACGCUGCUGCAGUGAGUCUGGAUGGCAGCGUAUACCUGAUCGGCGGCCUGCAGUCCAAUGUGCAGAUCCUGGAUACCGUGGAAGUUUACAGCGUGAGCUCGGGAUGGUCAGCUCUCGGUUUCAGUUCACUCGGGAAGAGGACCUUUGCAUCUGCCGUCGUCAUGUAGCUACACUACAGAUCAGGAACUAAGUGUUCAUAACAUCAGGUUUAACAUAGUGCUGCCUUUCCCAUGUGGUCUUCGGGUUGUAAACAACAAAAAAAUCAGAGGAUGGCAUGAGAGGGGGUGGUCCGUGGAAUUGACCUCUGAACCCUCCUUGACAGUCUAGAACACACGCAUCCACCUCCUCGUGUGGUUGAACUUGGCUCUCAGUCUCGGAUAGCUAGUAGUACCCAAACUCAUGGAGUUCAAUACAACUAGAGAUUCUAGAAUGUUAUGUA
Molecule: messenger RNA, 2691 nt
Organism: Panicum hallii
Lineage: Eukaryota; Viridiplantae; Streptophyta; Magnoliopsida; Poales; Poaceae
Exons: 11
Coding region: 158-2419 (753 amino acids)
Biological process (GO): response to endoplasmic reticulum stress
Molecular function (GO): protein binding
Source: RefSeq, a predicted model, not a curated record